This is a messenger RNA of Hordeum vulgare subsp. vulgare (domesticated barley), 3316 nucleotides long. RefSeq names its product receptor like protein 22-like. The coding region runs from base 440 to 3316 and encodes 958 amino acids. The transcript has 3 exons. The record is from RefSeq and is a predicted model, not a curated record. Gene Ontology annotation, molecular function: protein binding. Lineage: Eukaryota; Viridiplantae; Streptophyta; Magnoliopsida; Poales; Poaceae.
AUUUGGAUUUUUGUAGUGUGUGGUCCUUUUUUGGUUUGGAAAAAGGAGGAAUAUGAUCUCAACCUCUGCAUCAAUUGAUACAUGCAGCCAUAAUUGAUAGUGUAUGGUUGUGCUAGAAUGAGAAGUAUUGUGUGGUACAGGUGAGAAGUUUAUUUUUGAUUUUGCCGGACCUGGAGAAGGUUGACUGACCGGAGAAUGCUGAUCCGGUAAUUGGCUUUGUACAUCCAGCGGCUAUUCUUUUCUUUUUCUUGAGAAAUCACGUGCGACGACCAGUAAACAGAAAUCCUGCUACUGGACGAGACGCAUGGCCCAUGAUAGAGAUGCACGGCACUGCAUAUGCCUUGUCUGCCAUUGACACUGUGUAUAUAAAGGGGUGCAAGGCAGCGUACAAAUCAAUCCAUCGAUCACAGCUCACUCUUGAGCCAUUCCAAACCAAACAAUGCUACCACAUACUAAGUCCUGCAUGAUGAUGCAUCCCUUGCCACUAGUACUGCUGUUGCUCCUCCUACAAAUCCAGCUCCUGGCAGUAAGCUCCCACCCGCCUUGGGCUGCUGGUACGUUCAUCAAUCACACCGCCAUAACACAUGCUCGAUGCUUGCCGGACCAAGCAUCGGCGCUGCUCCGGCUGAAACGUUCCUUCACCACCACCGACGAGUCUGUCGCAGCCUUCCAGUCGUGGAAGGCCGGAACGGACUGCUGCAGCUGGGAGGGCAUCCGAUGCGGUGCCACCAGCGGCCGUGUCACUUCACUUGAUUUGGGUGAUUGCGGCUUGCAGAGUGACCACCUCGAUCAUGUGAUCUUCGAGCUGACCUCCCUCAGGUAUCUCAACCUGGGUGGAAAUGACUUCAGUCUUUCUGAAAUCCCAUCCACCGGGUUUGAGCAGCUCACAAUGCUCACCCAUCUUAACCUUUCCACUUGCAACUUUUCAGGCCAAGUGCCUGCCUAUGGCAUCGGCCGUCUCAUGUCUUUGGUUUCUCUCGAUCUUUCCUUCCAAUAUGAAAUUAUUGAGCUGUUUGACACUGGUUUUGCAUUUAGUGGUGAUUUCACGUACGAUGGGCAGCUCAUGUUGUCUAACUUCACAGCCUUAGUUGCAAACCUUACAAGUUUGGAGGAGCUCCGUCUUAGUUGGCUGGACAUGUCUGAUCAAGGAGACAAGUGGUGCAAUGCUCUAGCCAAGUACACUCCAAAUCUCCGUGUUCUUAGCUUGCCUUUUUGCUCGCUCUCUAGUCCCAUCUGUGGAUCCCUCGCUAGUUUGCAAUCACUCUCUGUGGUCGAUCUACAGUACAAUCAUUUAACCGGUUCAGUCCCAGAGUUCUUUGCCAACUUCUCCUCCUUGAGUGUUCUCCGGCUUAGCUAUAAUUUUCUUGAAGUAUGGGUCCCUUCCGUGAUCUUUCAACAUGAUAAACUAGUGACUAUAGAUCUUCACCGUAAUCAUAAUAUAUCAGGCAAUCUGCCGAACUUCUCAACAGACAGUAGCCUGGAGAACUUGUUUGUCGGCAAAACCAAUUUCUCUGGUACAAUACCAAGUUCAAUCAGUAAUCUCAAACAUUUGAAGAAACUAGGCCUUAAUGCACUUGGUUUUGCUAAAGAGCUACCCUCAUCAAUCGGUAGGCUCAGAUCCUUGAAUUCUUUGCAGGUCUCUGGGUUGGGACUAGUAGGAUCGAUAUCAUCAUGGAUCACAAACCUAACAUCCCUAGAGGUUCUAGAAGUUUCUCAUUGUGGUUUCAAUGAACCAAUACCUUCUUCCAUAGCUGAUUUGAACAAAUUAAGGAAACUGGCACUAUAUAAGUGUAAUUUUUCAGGGAAAAUACCUUCAGGUUUGGCAUCAUGUAACGUAGAAAAAUUUCCUAACAUCCUGAGACAUUCAAGUAACAUAAAUCGACUUGAUCUUUCAAAUAACCAAAUCCGUGGAUCCAUACCCCAGUGGGCAUGGGAGAAAUGGACAGACUCUGACCUUUUCUUUCUAAACUUAUCACACAAUGAGUUCACUAGUGUUGUUGGGCAUGACUCCUUCCUUCCUUUCUAUAUAGUGUGUUUGGAUCUCAGUUUUAACAUGUUCGAGGGGCCAAUACCGUUACCCCAACACUCUGGGGACGUGCUUGAUUAUUCAAACAACAAUUUCUCAUCCAUCGCGCUUAAUAUUUCCUCCCAACUUGUGAAAACUUCCUGUUUCAAGGCAUCAAGAAACCACCUCUCGGGGAAUAUUCCACCAUCUUUUUGUACCACAGUGCUAGAAAUUCUUGACCUGUCUUACAAUAACCUCAAUGGUUCAAUUCCUCCAUGUCUAAUGGAGGAUGCUAAUGAACUGAGAGUUCUUAAUCUGAAAGGAAACCAACUUUAUGGGGAGUUGCCCCAUAAUAUUCAUGAAAGUUGCAUGCUUGAAGCACUAGAUUUCAGCAGCAACCAGAUUGAAGGGCAGUUGCCCAGAUCUCUAGCUUCUUGCAAAUACUUGGAGGUCCUUGAUAUCGGAAACAAUCAAAUUAGUGACUCUUUUCCAUGUUGGAUGGCUGAACUUUCGAGACUUCAGGUUUUUGUCCUAAAAUCUAACAAGUUUUUUGGACAAGUAUCACCUGCUAUUCCUGAUGAGAAAAACACAUGUGAGUUUCCAAGGCUGCCGAUCUUGGAUCUAGCAUCCAAUAACUUAUCAGGGACACUGACAGAAGAAUGGUUUAUUAGUUUGAGCUCCAUGAUGGUUAAAUCUGUGAAUGAGACGCCGGUCAUGAAGUAUAACACCUAUCAAGGCCAAGUAUACCAAGUUUACACCGUGCUCACAUACAAAGGGAUGGACGUCUCCUUUACGAAAAUACUAAGAACCCUUGUAUUCAUCGAUGUCUCAAACAACAAAAUCCACGGAAGGAUCCCUGGAGUUAUUGGAGAACUUCUUUUGCUGCAAACACUCAACAUGUCGCGCAACUCCUUCACGGGGACGAUACCAUCUCAGUUUGGCCGCUUGAACCAGCUCGAGUCUUUGGACCUUUCAUCAAAUGGUAUUUCAGGAAAGAUUCCCCAGGAGAUAACAUCUCUUGACUUCCUCACAACACUAAACUUGUCUAACAACAUGCUGGAGGGAAGGAUACCAGAAUCACCUCAUUUCUCGACAUUCGAUGAUAGCUCAUUUAUGGGUAACACUGGGUUAUGUGGCCCUCCACUGUUAAAGCAGUGCAGCAGUGAGACAACACCAAAUUCCGCGCUUCAUAAUUCGGCAGAGAAAUCUGCAGAUACUAUGUUGUUCUUUUUUAUUGGACUGGGACUUGGUGUUAGGUUUGCAGUUGUAAUUGUAGUUAUAUGGGUGCUUCCCCUUAGAAAUAAAUCAUAA